CUAGUAGUCCUAGUGGAGUUCUAUAUUAUUGAAAUCAAGGUAUUUCUUCUCCCCUUCACCUAAAAAGGCACAAAUUGAAUUGUCGGGCAUAGUAAGGUUGGCUGGUCAGCCCAAAGAAUCUUCAAACUUGUGCAGGUCAAUCUUUCUCAACUCCUAAGAUUAUUCUUACUUAGCCAACUAAUCCGCGGCUCAUCAGAACCUUCUUCUUUCUUUUUGUUUUCUAUGCCCUUUACUAUUCUCUUUUGUUUAACCCCAAUUUCUUCUUCAGAAUCCUCCAUUCUUGAAUUGUGGCAUCAACAUUUCCAAAUUCUUGAAUGGCCACUGGUUUUAGAUUUUCCCUUUGGUUUCUUUUGAUUCUUUCUUGUUUCUCCUCAUUCUGUUUAGCUGGUGACAGAGUUACGCUAGGAGAGACUCUAAAAGAUGGUGAUAACAUCACUUCUAAAGGAGGGGAUUUUGUGAUGGGGUUCUUUAGUCCUGCAGGUACUAGUAAAAGGUAUCUUGGUAUAUGGUACGCUGAUGUAUCAGUAAAGACGUUUAUUUGGGUUGCCAACAGGAACAAGCCUGUCCAUGAUAAAAAUGGUACCUUUUCAAUUGAUAAAAUUGGGAAUUUGGUUGUUAAAGAUGGAAAUGGGGAUUCACUCUACUCGUCUAAUGUUUCUUUUGAAACCACAAAUUCUACGGUUUGUUUGAAAGAUGAUGGCAAUCUUGUCAUCAUUAACAAUGACAGGGAUGCUACGAGGUUGAAUUCUGUCUUGUGGGAGAGCUUCUUGAAUCCCACAGAUACCUUUUUGCCUGGAAUGGAAGUAAUCAUGGAAAGACAAGGCAAAGAGCAAAAAGUUUUCAGUUCUUGGACAAAUGAUAGUGACCCUUCACCUGGAAGGUACUCAAUGGGAUUUGAUUCUCGUGGAGCACCUCAGAUUGUUAUCUGGGAUGGACAGAAUAGACGAUGGAGGAGUGGACAUUUUGAUGGUGUGGAAUUCACUGGUGUUCCAAAUGUGACUAGAACUACUUUUUCCUCUGGUUUCAGAAUUCAAAAUGAUGAUGACGGUAAAUUGUUACUCACUUACACUGCCUCAGACCCAUCUUCUUUUGUGAGGUUCCAGCUUACUGUGACUGGAAAUGAGCUGCAACAGAGAUGGAACGAAGACAAGGGGGAAUGGGACACGUUACAAUCUAGGCCAGCAGGUGGUUGUGACUUGUAUAACUUUUGUGGGAAUUUCGCAAAAUGUGAUAAAGAAGUAUGCCUUUGUUUAGAAGGAUUUGUACCACGUGUUCCGGAGCAGUGGCAAGCUGGGAAUCGUACCGGAGGAUGUGUUAGGAAGACAGAAUUGGAAUGCAGGAGCAAUAGCAGUGUUUCAAGAAAUGAUAGCGCAAAAGAUGAUGGAUUCUCGGCUCUUCGGAGAGUCAAAUUGCCUGAUUAUGCAGAUACUGUAGAAGCAGACAUAGACGAGUGCAAAAUCAGGUGCCUGAAUGAUUGUUCCUGCAAUGCUUAUGCUUUUGUCAAACGAAUCAAUUGUAUGAUAUGGCGUGAUGAUUUAGUUGAUAUAGAACAUUUUGAGGAAGGUGGGAACACUCUUUAUGUUCGCCUCCAUCCUUCUGAUAUCGAAACAGGUAAGAAAAAGAAGACGAUCAUUAUUGCUGUAAUAUCAAUUCUAGUAGCUCUAGCGUUGGUUGUUAUGGUGGCCAUAUGGCUAGUAUGCAAGUACAGGGCCAGAAAACAAGAAUCCAUGAGGACCAAUGAAAUUCCCAAAAACCAUUUAGUUAGGAGUGGAGAGUUCUCCACGGAACAUUCUGGACCAGGCGACGUCAAUGCUGAAGGGCAUCAAGGAAAUGGUUCAGAAUUAGCAUUUUUUAGCUUCAGCAUGGUGGCUGCAGCUACUGACGACUUCUCUCUUGCAAACAAGCUUGGGCAAGGGGGAUUUGGCCCCGUUUAUAAGGGAAGGCUACCUUGUGGUCAAGAAGUUGCUAUAAAAAGGCUUUCACAAAAGUCUGGACAAGGUGAUGAGGAGUUCAAGAACGAGAUCACUCUGAUUGCAAAAUUGCAACACAGAAAUCUUGUUAGACUUUUGGGUUGCUGCGUUGAAGGAGAAGAAAAAAUGCUGAUUUACGAGUAUAUGCCCAACAAAAGCUUAGAUACAUUUCUAUUUGACACUGCUAGGAAAUCCCAGUUAGACUGGAGAAAACGCUUCAACAUUAUCGAAGGAAUUGCACGAGGAUUACUGUAUCUCCAUAGAGAUUCAAGGCUUAGAAUAAUCCAUAGGGAUCUGAAGGCUAGUAACAUUCUGUUGGAUGAAGAGAUGAACCCAAAAAUUUCAGACUUUGGCAUGGCCAGAAUAUUUGGAGGAAACCAAAAUGAAGCAAAUACAAAUAGGGUCGUAGGAACAUAUGGAUAUAUGGCUCCUGAGUAUGCCAUGGAGGGCCUGUUCUCUGGCAAGUCUGAUGUCUACAGCUUUGGCAUACUAUUGCUUGAAAUUAUAUGUGGGAGAAGAAAUACAAGCUUUCGGACAGAUGAGCAUUCAGGCAUCAUUGGAUACGUAUGGGAGAAGUGGGAUGAAGGCAGACCAAUGGACCUAGUGGAUCGUUCAAUUUGGGAUGGUUGUCAACACAAUGAAGCAUUGAGAUGUAUACACUUGGGAUUGCUUUGUGUUCAAGAUUUGGCCUCUCACAGACCAAACAUGUCUUCUGUGGUUUUGAUGUUGGAAACUGACAAUGUAAGGUUGCCGUUGCCUAGGCAACCUACUUAUACUUCAAUGAGAAGAUCUCUGGAUGAAGAUAUAUGGCAUGGGAAUCAGGAUUUGCCAUCUUCCAACAAUGUCACAGUUAGUGUACUAAUAGGUAGAUGAUUGGUUAAUGCUUGUUCCUUCUUGCAUACCUGCUUCAUUUGAAGAGAAUACGAUCAAGUAGUGUAACUAUGUACAAGUUAUACUUGGAACUAUGUUCAUAAUUUUUUGUUAGCUAGGUAAACUUUAGCAACAUCAUAUGUAUAGUAAUUAGUAGGUGUUUCAGCUCUUGCAAGCUGAAAGAGAGAGAUGUAAAAAACUUGUUCAAUCAGUAUGGCUGAAGUGUUUUUUUUCUUUA
Molecule: messenger RNA, 3078 nt
Organism: Solanum dulcamara
Lineage: Eukaryota; Viridiplantae; Streptophyta; Magnoliopsida; Solanales; Solanaceae
Product: G-type lectin S-receptor-like serine/threonine-protein kinase B120
Exons: 7
Coding region: 315-2843 (842 amino acids)
Biological process (GO): recognition of pollen; protein phosphorylation
Molecular function (GO): ATP binding; protein serine/threonine kinase activity
Source: RefSeq, a predicted model, not a curated record